Molecule: messenger RNA, 2990 nt
Organism: Momordica charantia (bitter melon)
Lineage: Eukaryota; Viridiplantae; Streptophyta; Magnoliopsida; Cucurbitales; Cucurbitaceae
Source: RefSeq, a predicted model, not a curated record
GGUGGAUGGUGAUCGUGGCGCAUAAGUUAAAACCCUAACCCUAAUUGUUCAGUUCGGGCCAAGAACUCAAUUAGUAGCAAUCUUUAGCCCACUGUGGAGGAGAUCGGGGGGUCCAAGGAUUUGUUGGAUUUGGGCUUUUCGUCCGUUAUGAACGUGGCCAAGUAACAAAAUUGGGUACAGUGUUAAUCGAUGCACCAUCGUGUAGCGGAGUAGAACGCCUCAGAUUCGCACCCGUGGCAGUGCUGGGCCAUCGUUGUAACUAACAAAGCGCAACAAGCAGUGAAGUAUUUCAUCGUCUCUGUCUUUCUCGCUUCGAUUCCGUUCUUAUCGAUAAGAAAACGAAAGACCAUAUUUUGAUCGCAGAGACGAACUGCACGAAUUUCACUUUUAUUCUCCAUCUCUCGUCCCUCUCUCGCUUUUAUCCGAAUCGGCAAGCAAACGAAAUAGAGGAGAAUCUAACGCUUCUUUCAUGGCUUCAGCUUGCUGCCUAGAUUGGCGAUAGUAUCCAUCUGUGUGUUGUCAAAUCUCAUUCCUGUACUAGAAAUUUUCUGGAGGAAGCAAUUCGUUGAAGCAGCUGAAAGAGAAUGGGUACCAGUGCGUCCAAAAAUUCGGAUGGCGGUUCUCAAGGGAACGAAGAGCGAGAAGAAAACCUAGACCAGGCGGGUGGGCAGCUCUAUAUUUCUUUGAAGAUGGAGAAUUUUAAACUCAAAGGCGAGCUCAUUCCUCAUAUUUACGGCUCUGUCCCGCUUGUUGGUUCGUGGGAUUCAUCUAAAGCUCUUUCCUUAGAACGUGAAUCAGCAUCAAUGUGGGAAUUGAGCUUUGUUGUUCCUCCUAAUCAUGAAACACUGGAUUUCAAGUUCCUGUUGAAGCCGAGGUACAGCAAUUCACCUUGUAUAGUUGAGGAGGGUCCCAACCGUCUACUCUCAGGAGGGAUGUUGCAAGGGGAUACCAGGAUGGCUCUUUUCAGGUUUAGUGCUGAAGAAGUUUUGGAGUACAGGGUGUUCAUUAAAGCAGACAGGGUUUCACCAUUUGAUCUCAUGGGUCAUCGGCUAGCUUGGAGCUUGAUCUUGAACACUACGUGGUUCCAGCUCCUUCUUCAAACUCAGGCCUUGUCUAUGCAGCUAACCUGACAGAGACUCCUAGAUCAUUAACUGCUUUUGGGGUCCAUUUCAAUGCUGAUGGAUUAGGGAACAUGUCAUCAUCUAAGGAAAGUGGUAUUCUUGGGGACCGACCAACAACUGUAAAGGAUAUGACAGUUAUUGUCCCUGAUCCAUCCAAGGUGUAUAUGGGUUCUGGAAUGGUUGAAUCAAAGUCAGUAGGGACCUUUUCUCAUUUGCAAAAGCAAGAUAGUCAUAGGGGACUUUUUGUGGAUCGAGGUGUUGGAUCCCCUAGGCUGGCUAAAUCAGCUAGUACCAGCACUUUCUUUUCGGAUCUGAAAUUGGACACGGAAUCCAAGAAUUCAAUGCCAGCAGCGGCUGGAGCUGUUGCUGCUGCAGCUAUUGCUGAUCAAAUGCUUGGACCAAAGGAGGAUAGACAUUUGGCAAUAGUCUUGGUUGGUUUGCCCGCUCGAGGCAAGACUUUUACUGCUGCUAAGCUUACGAGAUAUCUUCGUUGGUUAGGUCAUGAGACAAAGCAUUUCAACGUUGGCAAGUACCGACGCCUAAAGCAUGGUGCUAAUCAGUCUGCAGACUUUUUUCGAGCUGACAAUCCAGAAGGCAUGGAGGCACGUAAUGAGGUAGCUGCUCUAGCUAUGGAGGAUAUGAUUUCUUGGAUGCAGGAAGGUGGCCAGGUUGGAAUAUUUGAUGCCACAAACAGUACCAGGAAACGGAGAAACAUGUUGAUGAAAUUGGCUGAAGGAAAAUGUCGGAUUAUUUUUCUGGAAACUCUAUGCAAUGAUGAACGCAUCAUUGAAAGGAAUAUACGUCUUAAAAUACAACAAAGUCCUGAUUAUGCAGAGGAGCCGGAUUUUGAGGCUGGUUGUCGUGACUUCAAAGCUCGCCUAGACAACUAUGAAAAAGUUUAUGAACCUGUUGAAGAGGGAUCCUACAUUAAAAUGAUUGAUAUGGUUAGUGGCCAUGGAGGACAAAUACAAGUAAACAACAUCAGUGGGUAUCUACCUGGACGAAUUGUCUUUUUCUUGGUGAAUACUCAUCUCACACCACGCCCAAUAUUGCUCACUAGGCAUGGAGAGAGUAUGGAUAAUGUUAGAGGUAGGAUUGGAGGUGACACGGAAUUAAGCGAGGCUGGAGGAGUAUAUUCUAAGAAGCUUGCUAACUUUGUUGAAAAGCGAUUGAAGUCCGAACGGGCUGCCUCUAUUUGGACAAGCACACUUCAGCGAACAAUUUUGACUGCGAGUCCUAUCGCUGGCUUCCCUAAGAUUCAAUGGCGUGCACUUGACGAGAUAUAUGCUGGAGUAUGUGAUGGAAUGACCUAUGAAGAGAUAAAGAAAAACAUGCCGGAAGAAUACGAGGCACGGAAGAAAGAUAAAUUGAGAUAUAGAUAUCCUCGUGGGGAAUCGUAUUUGGAUGUUAUCCAAAGGCUUGAACCAGUAAUUAUUGAGCUUGAAAGACAACGGGCACCUGUUGUUGUUAUUUCUCAUCAGGCGGUCUUGAGAGCAUUAUAUGCUUAUUUUGCUGAUAGGCCCUUGAAAGAAAUUCCACACAUCGAGGUCCCACUUCAUACAAUAAUUGAGAUACAAAUGGGAGUCACGGGUGUGCAAGAGAAAAGAUACAAACUUAUGGACUAACAGACCCCCGGAUGUUACUCUAUAAUUCACAUGUGCUUUGAGAAGUUGCUAUGCAUUCUUUUAAUUCUCUCAUUCAUUACCAAAUGUCGGCGUCAUAAAUUGCACUACUCGUACCAUUAACCUCCGAUGCAAAUGUGAUGAGAACUCUUUUUCAUUUUUGUAAUAGUGAUGUUAUGUGUAUGUAUGUAACUCAAUACUCAGGCAGGAUGCAAUGGUUGAACAAAAUUCUCUCCCAUUCAAAGCA